AGAAAUAAAUAAGAAUUGAUUUAUAAUUCUUUAAUAUCUAAUGGUUAAUUUUCAAUUACAGUUGCGUUCUCUAUGGGAUUAUGUUUGAAGGCAUAGUAUAUUCCUCUUAUUAUAUUGAACAUGUACCUAAACAUGCAAAUCACUACUGUAUGAGUGAUGACGCACUUUAUUAGGACAUGUUUUCACGUUCUGACUUUGUCAUGUCUCCUAUAUAACAAUUAAGUGUUCAAUCACUCAACACCAAUUCAACAACAUGCUUCUCCCAGCUUCAGAUAUCCCGCCUCCCGCCGCCAACUCCGCCCCGGAAAUGGGAAAUGUCUAUGAUGAGCAGCACUUCCGUGAGUUGAAAUUCUUAGCCGUCGGAGAAUCUGACUCGCCGACCAAGAAGGAGAGGCAGAUUUCAGUGGAUCCUAUAUCACUGAGAGAAUCAUCAAGAAGAGAGGCAAGCUUCAACUUGAUGUUACCGCCUUCGACCGAUCCAUUAAACGGGCCACCGCUGCGGCUACCGCUUAUAAAGACUCCAAAUGUGAGCUACAGUCUCUCCACCUCCACAUCGUCAUCUCCUCGCUUCAGCUUCUCUCUGUUAAAGAAAAAAUGCAAGGAUGAAAGUCAAGCAUCGCCUCGUCAAAUUGAACGUUUGACGGGUCGACAUUCGUCAGCGCAUGGCUACUCUGAUCAUCUCACACAUAGUGAUGAAGAAGAAAUUAAUUUGAGAAGGAGCAAGUCUUGUGCAGAAGGAAGAACAUCUGCACCAGCUGAUGGACUUGAUAUCUACUUUAGCAAGUCAAACACUAUCAAAUACGAAACCAAACAAGAACGAAACUCGAAAAUAACCAAUUCUGACGACGGUUACAAUACAAAUGAAGGUAAGAACAUGGAAGCGAACGAUGAUGAGUUUAAAUGCGGAGUGCUAUGCAUGUACCUUCCAGGAUUUGGCAGAGGAAAACCAGUGAAAUCGAAGAAGGAUCAACAACAAAUACAUCCUGACGUAGGGAACAUGAUAUCCAGGACAGUUUCUCUAGAGAAAUUUGAAUGUGGUUCGUGGGCAUCAUCGGCUAUCGUAAAUGACGACCACGAAGAUGACUCCAUGAAUCUUUACUUUGAUUUACCAUUGGAGCUAAUCAGGACUAGUGUGAAUGAUGCAACUUCACCGGUUGCUGCUGCUUUCGUAUUCGACAAGGAUAGGAAAGGAGUUCUGAAGAACGGAUGUUCAACAAGAACAACAGCUCGAAAGUCCCAUGAAUCUACACGACACGUUCGGUUUUCAACUUCUUCUGCAACAUCCAACCCUUCCUCUCCGGCUGCUUGCAUAACGCCUCGUCUCCGUAAGGCUAGAGAAGACUUCAAUGCCUUCUUGGAAGCACAGAGCGCAUGAACAAAUAUUCAAGCAAUCUUCAUCUUUUCUGCAGAUUGUCUAAUAUAUAUACACCAUUUUGUCUGGAUUUUGAGUUGUUUUACUUGAUAUUUGGUCAGAGUAUUAUCAAAUUUUUGUUGAUCAAUGCAAAAAAUUUCAACUUUUACUAAUGAUUUGAACUGUGCACUAUUUAUGAGGACUUCCACUUAUUCAGUUUACAUAUUUACUAUGUCAAAACAAAAAGCACUAUUUGUUACACUGGAAUUUAUCUCAUUUUUUUUUGGAA
Mercurialis annua (annual mercury) is the source of this 1640-nucleotide messenger RNA. RefSeq lists its product as uncharacterized. The transcript has a single exon. The coding region runs from base 254 to 1375 and encodes 373 amino acids. The record is from RefSeq and is a predicted model, not a curated record. Gene Ontology annotation, cellular component: chloroplast thylakoid membrane. Gene Ontology annotation, biological process: response to photooxidative stress; photosystem I assembly. NCBI's taxonomy places the organism in Eukaryota, Viridiplantae, Streptophyta, Magnoliopsida, Malpighiales, Euphorbiaceae.